GGCUUUCGGGGCUAUCUCUUUCUUUCCCCGUUCCCGCGCGGCCCGGGGCGAGCCUUACUGCAGAAUCCGGCUGAGACCACUGGGGUUGGAGUUGGAAGGGCUACAUUUCGGGGGCGUGGCUUCUUGGAAUUCUCUUCCCCACUCCCGCGCGGCAGGGGGCGGGGCUUGCAAAGCUGUUCCUUUCUAUCCCCUCCUUCCUCCGCGGGAGGGGGCGGGUCUUACGGUGAGACCCGGACGAGCCUAGCGGCCGGUGGCGAGUACGCUUUGAGAUCCCGAGUGUGUGUGUGUGGUGGUUGUCGCCAUGUCUUUCUGUUCCUUUGGCGGAGAGGUUUUCCAGAACCACUUUGAGCCAGGUAUCUAUGUUUGUGCCAAGUGUGGCUAUGAGCUCUUUUCCAGUCGUUCAAAGUAUCAACAUUCCUCCCCAUGGCCAGCCUUCACUGAGACAAUACAUGCUGACAGUGUGUCUAAGCGGCCAGAAUUUGGCCGGCCAGAAGCCUUAAAGGUGUCCUGUGGCAAGUGUGGCAAUGGCUUGGGUCAUGAGUUUAUCAACGAUGGGCCAAAGAAGGGCCAGUCCCGAUUCUGAAUAUUCAGUAGCUCCCUGAAGUUCGUUCCUAAAGGUAAUGAAACUUCAGCCCCAAAGGGAAAGUAAUUGGGCAGUAGAGAGGAAAUACUGGUUAUGGACAAAUUGCAACCACCAAUUUACUUUGUAAUCAUCAAUUAAUGGACUUCAUAAAAAUUUAGACCAUCGGACUGAAAGACUACUGAAGAAACUACAAAGGCCUUGAAGUCAGAAGAUCCUAGAUAUAGAUCUGGGAGGGACCUUUAAGUCCAUCUAGUCUCUCCUUUACAGCUGAGACAAGUAAAGGCCAGAGAAGUGGACAGAACUUCUGAAGGACACACAAAUGAUGACAGAGAGGGGAUUUAAACCCAGAUCCUCUUAGUCCAAAUCCAACACGAGUCUAAUCCAAGUUUCUGGGCUGCCUCUCUUCAUUUCCUUUAGGUAGGUUCUUUCUAGGUAAAAAAACAAUAUUUAGGGAAUGAGAAGUAAAAACUCACUGAUGAAUACUUAUUGCACACAUUUGUAGAGCCACGUUAGAAUUUGAUUUUUUUUUUUUAGUGAGAGUGUAAAUUUCAAAUACUUAAAAUUUUUAGAUUUUUCUAAACUUUUGACCAUAUGGAGAUGGAAUUCUUAAUGUUAGUCAGCCAUUCAUUUCCUGUUUAAUCUUAUCCUAUUCUUUCAGCUUGCCCUCUACACUUCAGAAGUUCUAAAUGAUGAUCUUUUGUACUCCAGGUGGUCUAGUUUUGAAAGAGAAUUUGAUUGACUUUAAGUAGUAUGAAUACCAGAUUUCCAUGAAGCUUUAGGAAAGAAUGCAAAUCCUGAAAAUCUUUUCCUGUUAUUUUGGUUUAGGGUCACAGUAUGAAUUGCCCUGGUUAAACCCUUAUAGGAUGGCCAUGGUGAUGAAGGUUAGUGACCAGACCAGAAAACGGGACAAAUAUUUUUGGUCUUUAUUUGCAAAAGAUAGAUUUUAAAGAUAUAUUUUUAAAUGUUUCACUGCAACUUGGGUUUCUUAGGUUUAGGAAACACCUAGUUGGUCAAUUACCUCUGAAUGUGGGAAGGACUAUUUCCUUUACUACUUUUAAGUAUUUUGUCUGGUACCACCCUCAUUUAAUAUCUAUAGUCAUUUCUCUGGCAGAGAGAAGCAAAAAGCCUCAUCAUUUCCCAUAGGUUGAUUGAAGGGAAGGCCUUUCAUAGCUUAUAGUUCCCAAGACAUAUUGCCUUUUUUGAUAGUGCCAGAGACCCAGGAAGGCCAAGAUCCCUCCUUUGCUGAUUAGCACAAUGUGUACCUUGCACAUGGUAGUCCUGUUAAUACAAACAAUGUGAAGUUCUUAGACAUGAUCCAUUAUAAAUGUUAGAGAUUGAUUCAUUUUCAGCAAAGAAGAGAUUCAUCAUUAUGGCUUACAUAUAUAUACUUCAUCAGUUCUCCUAUAUACUAGUCACCUUUUUUGUAAUAAAGAGAUAAUGACACUGA
Gracilinanus agilis (Agile Gracile Mouse Opossum) is the source of this 2030-nucleotide messenger RNA. RefSeq names its product methionine sulfoxide reductase B1 (gene MSRB1). Lineage: Eukaryota; Metazoa; Chordata; Mammalia; Didelphimorphia; Didelphidae. Gene Ontology annotation, molecular function: peptide-methionine (R)-S-oxide reductase activity. The transcript has 4 exons. The record is from RefSeq and is a predicted model, not a curated record.